AUGACGUUUAGUAGGCAACUGUACACUCCUUUAUCAAUCAACUCAGUGCCCCGUGAGCUUGGCGCCCCCAAAAGCUUCAAACCGGCUCUGCAAACGGGUAGAUACAAGACACCAACCGCCUCGACCAGUGUUUGCAUGCGCAACAGCUUCUGUCAAUUUCUCGAUCUUGUCCGAGCUCUACGCUACAGAAACCUUCUCGGGAGACAAACGACUGGCACCAUGGACCUCCAAACAUCCAAUCAUAUUAUCUCAGACGUGUAUGACGCUGCUAUUGUUUUGAUAAAUACAAUAAUGUGCAAUCAGGUUGAAGUUGGAGGAAAGUCAAGGGGACUUCAGCGUAACCAAUCGGAAGUAAUACGAUUCGACUGGGAGUUUUCAACCGCCCUACGACUUAGUUUGUUAGUACAAUUAUACAAUUACUAG
This is a messenger RNA of Lindgomyces ingoldianus, 423 nucleotides long. RefSeq lists its product as uncharacterized. NCBI's taxonomy places the organism in Eukaryota, Fungi, Ascomycota, Dothideomycetes, Pleosporales, Lindgomycetaceae. The coding region runs from base 1 to 423 and encodes 140 amino acids. The record is from RefSeq and is a predicted model, not a curated record. The transcript has 4 exons.